Molecule: messenger RNA, 1827 nt
Organism: Daldinia decipiens
Lineage: Eukaryota; Fungi; Ascomycota; Sordariomycetes; Xylariales; Hypoxylaceae
Product: mitochondrial carrier
Exons: 2
Coding region: 251-1480 (409 amino acids)
Biological process (GO): transmembrane transport
Source: RefSeq, a predicted model, not a curated record
GUUCGCGGCUGUUCUAAAUCCCUAAAUCGCUUCGUCAGCGCAAAAUCCGGGGCACCGCAAUCUCCAUCCGUUUUCCCACCAACUUUCGUCUUUGCCGACACCCCCUCAUCACACCCCUACGCGACACCCGAGAAUCCUCACGAGGCGGACCCGAUCAACAUAGACAUGUACUAUUAACUUUUUUUGCUGUUUUAUUUUUAUAACGUAGGGUCUAUUGCAUUAUAUCGGAGACAAGGUCGGUGGCGUAGUAAUGCCAUCGGCUGCUGUAAAUCAUGCCGCGAGGUCCGAGUUCACAUCUCAAGGAGAGGAAAAUGCAAAUACCAUUGUCAGCAAAAUGGAUGGUGUUGUCAGGAAAGCUAGUAAUGCCGUCACGGGAGCUACGGCGCGAAGCCCAAGUACAGAUUCAGUCGAUGAUAAACCACCGAUAGCAAUGAAGGGGAAACGGCCGGAUAAACAUAGUAUGGACUAUGUCUUUCGUUCUUUCGUCGCUGGAGGUCUCGCAGGGUGUGCUGCCAAGACUACCGUCGCUCCUCUCGAUCGAGUCAAGAUCCUCUUCCAGACCAGCAAUCCGCAGUUCGCAAAGUAUCAGGGUUCGUGGGCCGGCUUCGGGAUAGCGAUACGCGACAUAUACGCCCGGGACGGAGUCCUAGGACUAUUUCGCGGACACUCGGCGACCCUCCUGAAAAUAUACCCUUACGCCGCCGUAAAAUUUGUUGCCUACGAGCAAUACCGCGCCUUGAUUAUCGGCUCAAACCGCGAAAAGGAAACGUGGUUACGGCGAUUCUCGUCCGGUGCGUUGGCUGGUGUGACAUCGGUCUUCCUCACAUAUCCUUUAGAGAUUCUUCGCGUACGGAUGGCAUUUGAAACGAAGGCUACGCGACCGUCGCUUAUCGACAUCUGCAAAAAGAUUUAUCACGAACACCCUCUAUCGAAGCCACGUCUUGCGAAUACAGGGGCCGGGUCAGGUAUCACAGGAAAUAUAGCCGCGGCCACAGCAGCAACAGCGCAGUCUGUAACCCCUCGCUCUGGCCUGGCUAACUUUUAUAGGGGGUUUUCUACAACUCUCUUGGGUAUGGUACCGUACGCCGGCGUGUCAUUUUUAACUCAUGACACCGUGAGCGAUCUCUUCCGUCUACCGUCUAUUCGAAAAUAUACUACCCUUGCUAAGCCCCCCAACGCUCCCGCCGAUAAGCCUGCACCGCUUCAAGCAUGGGCUGAGCUGAUAGCUGGAGGGCUCGCAGGUGUUGUAUCACAAACCGUGUCUUACCCGCUGGAGGUGAUCAGACGACGACAACAAGUUAGUGGGGCUGUGGGUGAUGGCCACCGCUUGCGAAUAGGUCAGACGGCGGGUAUGAUCUUUAGAGAACGAGGGAUCCCCGGGUUCUUCGUCGGAUUAUCGAUUGGUUAUGUAAAGGUAUUACCUAUGGGUGCCGUGAGCUUCUACACGUGGGAGCGGUUGAAGAUACUGUUCAACAUCUAGACAAAAGUUGUACAUAUGAUGGAUUUGCGGUAGCAUUAUCGGAGUGUAGGCGUUUAUGGCAUAUACCAUGCUUGGGUGCAGCAUGACGAGUUGGAGUCUGGCUCGCGAUGGCUCGCGAUGACUGAGGACUUGGGGCCCCUGUGCAUAGGUAUGGAUACAUGGAAUAGCAAGGCAUGACAUAGAGAGAAGUAUUAUAUACAACAAUUGUUAGCAGCCCCUUUCCCAUUGAAUCUAUUUUACAUCCGGUUUUAUUUUUUGCAUAGUAAAAAAUUACUAGUUUAUUGAAGUUCGACUCGAGCAUAAAACUUCAAGACACUGGUGGGUUGGAACUCACAUAUGGAAAUAUA